This is a messenger RNA of Linum trigynum, 291 nucleotides long. Lineage: Eukaryota; Viridiplantae; Streptophyta; Magnoliopsida; Malpighiales; Linaceae. The record is from the annotation of a GenBank genome assembly.
AUGGUUUGCGCCAAGUGCGAGAAGAAGCUGACGAGGGUGAUAGUUCCCGAUAAAUGGAAGGAAGGAGCUUCCAACACCUACGAAAGCGGCGGCCGGAAGAUCAACGAGAACAAGCUCCUCUCCAAGAAAAACCGAUGGACACCUUAUGGAAAUACCAAGUGCAUGGUCUGCAAGCAACAAACGCACCAGGAGGCCAAGUACUGCCACACCUGUGCCUAUACCAAAGGAGUCUGUGCAAUGUGCGGUAAGCAAGUCUUGGACACGAAGGUUUACAAACAGAGCAAUGUAUGA